This is a messenger RNA of Chara braunii, 1529 nucleotides long. The record is from the annotation of a GenBank genome assembly. NCBI's taxonomy places the organism in Eukaryota, Viridiplantae, Streptophyta, Charophyceae, Charales, Characeae.
GCGAUGCAGCUGAUUGGAAGGAAUUGACAGGCCUACUGCUUGCCGAAGCUUGCCGAAGCCGAAGCACCACUUGAGAGAGUAUGGUAGGUGCUUAUGGCUCCAGGCGUCUUCAAUCGCAGUGGCAGAGGUGCACGCAGCUGGGUGGCGGUGGACGCUGUUUUUCCUGUCGGAAGGGCACAAUGGAGGGCUGCGAUGGGGAUGGCCGUGCUGUGCUGCCGACGACGGAGAAGACAGUUGUCGCGGCGGCUGCGGUUGCCAUUGUCCGUCGAUUCCAAGUAGAGAGGGCGGCCGGGCGCAUGAAGGCAACGCUUUCGAGGUGGCGUCAGAGGCUUCUGCUGCAGAGGGUGUUGGACGCCCCAGACUGCAUUACCACUUCGGAGGCCGUGGUUCAGUUGUGCGCUGCAAUCGGGUGUGGUGUGCUUCCUCGGGCGACGCCAUGUUGGUGGAUGAGGCGAAGAACUGGCAGGGCUGGGGAGGAUUUGUGGGUGUGCGAUGAUGCGACUGACAACUACUUCCGAGAAAAGCUCCGCAUGUCCAGGAGAGUUUUCAUGGAGAUCACCGAAGCCUGUGCACCUCAUUUGCAACGACAGGUGACGUUCUAUAGGGAGCCACUUCAGCCGGCGCAGAUCGUCGCCUACGAGCUGUAUAGGUGGGCUACAGGAGAGACAUACGACAACAACACAUCAUCUUUCGGCAUAGGAAGGGCUUCGGGACUUCUCACCGUGCGCGAUGUGACAACCGCUGUGUUGAGGGUCUACUCUGUUGAGGGUCUACGGGGACAAGAUAUCGUGGCUGACGGGGGUGCGGAAACACGUCUUCACCGCACACACAUCUACCUGGACAAACCGGCGAACGCGCCCGGUGAGAACUACUUCGACCGCAAGCACCGUUUCUCCGUCAUUGCGCAGGAUGUGGUGGACCUGGAUCUCCGCGUGCUUGACGUGUUCGUUGGAUAUCCGGGGAGCUGCCACGACAUUAGGGCGAUCCAGCUGUCAAGUCUGUCGAGGCGCGCGGAAGAGGGAAUUUUGUUUCGUGGGUCGCCUGUCACGCUGCCGGGCGGGGUGAGGACGAACGGAUACAUCUUGGGCGACAACGGGUAUCCUCCUUCUGAAUGGAUAGUGGUGCCAUACAGAGGAAUCAAUCAGCACCCAGACGAGGAAAGGUUCGACACGAAGCAGAAGGUCGCAAGAGGGGAAGUGGAGAGGGUGUUCGGGAGGUUGAAGGGGAUGUGGAGGCUCUUCCUGCAGACGCACAAGACGAACCUCGACACUCUACCGCAGCAGUUCACGACCGUCUGCAUUCUCCACAACAUCCUCCUCGAUGCCGGUAUCGAGUUCGACGAGAAUUUGUUGUGGGAGGCCGACGAGAUCGGGGUGAGGCGCGGAGUGGACCUGGGGAUUCAUCGUCCCCUGCCGCGAGUGACGAUGUUGACUUCGAUGGACGUGGCACACGCGCUCCGCAAUGCGCUGGGCCGCUGGCGGAUCGAAUGAAACACAUGUGAUCCUGCCUACCGCCUGCCUCUUUCUCGC